AUGGCAGUACCUUCUCCUACACCCGCUUCGAGAAAAAGUGGAUUGACCAGAUCACCAGCUGGUAAUUAUCUAUCUUCAGCCAUCAAUAACAACAAUAACAAUGGUAAUUUGACUUCUCCGUUGCGUGAUCAAGGUCAAGGUCAAGGUAAUUAUAUGAUAAGAUCGUCCAGUGCGAUAUCCUCAACGUCAUCCAUCAAUCCAAAUCUAUCUUCAUACUCCUCUUCACCCAAUACAUCCACUCAUCCAGGUCUGGGUCGAAGGAGAUCAACGGACGCUUCGGCCGGUGGAUUAGAUUAUUAUUUCUCUUCUUUAUCCGGUAUAGGUGGAUCAGGUCCAUUAUCAUCCUCCUCAUCUUCAUCUUUGGGUAUCUUCCCUUCAUCCUCUCCUAGCUCUACCAACAUCAACAAUCGUACAACGCUCAAUCCACCUUCAAACAACGGUAUAUCACCUGUGGGCAGCUUCGAGAGGGAUUCGAAGAACGUUGGAUAUCUCCGGAACGAGGAGUUCGUCUCUCCCCCUGGGAUGGGUUUGAGCUUCUCACCUAGUUCAAUGAGCAGUACGGACGAUAGGAUAUCAAGGGGUAUAAGAGAAGCCAAAAGUCUUGGUAAUCUGAAUUUUAGAGCACAAUCACAAACACAAAAACAGACGCAAACGAUGGAUUCACCAAAAGAUGAAAAGACACCUAGGCAACCUUCAUACCCUGAUCCAACACCUAAUCCUCCUCUUCCUACCAAAGCGCUCAACAUGACCUACUCACCUAAUGAUGUGAGUAUGAGUGGAAUUAGGAUGAACGACUUGUCUCCUGGAGGAUGGUCUGAGACUUCGAAAUAUUCUAAUACGGAUGACGGUGCCCAGAGCACUUCGGCUUCUCCUUCUUAUUUGUCUGUACGACCACCAUGGAAGAAAGCUGGUGAAGAUGGUGGAUCAGGACAAGGACAAGGGUCAGGGGACGAAUCGAGUGAAAGUAAUUAUUCGCCUGUGGGUUUCAAGAUUCCAGGCAAGUUUGACUUUGAAGAUGACUCGCCCCAAGAUACAAACGAUAUAUUGGAUAAUCAACAACCACAGCAGCAGAAUGUUUGGGAUAUAAGAUCAAGUAUACAAUCCACAUCGACUUAUCGUCCUAACACUAGUCAUACAGGUAUGGGAGUAGAAGAAGAUACCUCACAUAGGACACCAAUCGCACCGGUAAAUGAUAACAAUAGACCGGAUAUACGCCCACCACCUCAAUUAUCACUUAAUCAAUCGUAUCAUACAUCAUCACCUUCCGCUUCAGUAGUGGGAACACCCAAGAGAUCACCUAAUAGUAGGAGUGCAGGUGGAAGUUCACACCAUACGCCUACUUCGUCCACUACGAGGUUGGGGUUGGGUUUCGAUAUCAAUCAAUUCUCCAAAUCUGCAUCUCCCUCAAGACCAUCCUCGUCGCAUCCCCAUGGAUAUGAUUAUGAUUCGACCGUGCCGCGGAGUGCACCCGCGGACAGAAGCGAGUUUGGGUUGAAUCAAGAAGAAGGACGAGAACUAUUACGGGAAGAUGAGGACGAUGAGGAGUUGUCGAAGAAGGAAAAUAGGAGAAGUACUUUACCAGUCACUACUUCAACGUCAACUUCAAGUGGAGCAAUUGUAGAAUCCAUGUUACCAUCACCUAGUAGGAGUAGGGAGAAUCUGCUGUCACCUGAGAAGUACACGGGUUCAAGGCAGAAUGGUACCUCCACGCCUACUUUGAGUGAACGCAGGGGAUCGACACCUAGUCCGAAUAGAAGUCCGGAACCUCCUCCCAGAAGUGCUUUGAGACAACUGCCCAACGCUACCAAUAUCGAUGUUCUUGGUCAGUCGCCUAAUCCACCUCCACGUCGGACAUCUUCUCCACAAUCCAUCAUCCAGACUCUUCCGCUCAUCACACACACCCCGAAUUCGCCAAUGCCCUCACCCGAUCGACCUACAAAUUCUUCAGUAUCAGUCAACUUAGAUAAACCGCAACCCAAGCGACCGGACAGAUCACCAGAUAGACAACAUUCUCCCGUAUUUCCCUCUUCUGCCACUAUCAACGAUCUGACGGACAUGUUAGGGGGAGCGAUCGAUGCGAUUGGGUUGAUCGAUUCGAGGGAUACUCCACCACCGACUAUUGGUGAACCCGACAAGUUUGACAAGGAUAAAAAGAAGAAUUUGACGUUGAGACUUGAACCUGCUGCUGAAGUGUCUAACGAUAGAGGUCCGAUGACACCUACCUCGCUACCACAGAGGGGAACUUCAUUGCCUGGACAAUCGAUUCCACCGUCAGUACCACAGCAACAAAGUCAAAGUCAACCCAUACAGAGUAAUACCGCUGUAGCCAACGGAAGAAGAUCGACUCAACCUGAACUAAAACAAAAAGCAUCGUCUAUAUUCUCUUUUGCAUCUACAUCAAAAGAGAAUAUCCAUGUACAGUCUCCGACGUUGACGAUAUCGGUUAGGCCAUGGCCUUCCGCGAUGUUAUAUGGGAAUAUCAAGAGUUUGAAACAUUCUGGAGAUCGAGCAAAGGGGUAUGCCAAAGCGAUAAAUGAGUUGAGUAGGAGUGAAUCGGGUCUGAGGGAAUGGUGUAUUGCCAGUGUCAACCAAGUCAAUCGAGCCCCUACCAAAUCAUCUGCUCUCUCUUCCCUAGGUGUCCGAGCCAACUCUGUUCCCUCCGCUAUACCUCUCCCAUACCAACUAUCGCCGUAUGACCCAACCCCGCACCAGCGCAAUGUCUCUGCAGGAUCGGAGUUUCCCAUGAGAGCAGAUUCGUACGCUGCCCGGGAGAUCUCUCAGCGUGUGCUAGAUCCAGAAGAUCAACCUACUUCUUUACCCUCCAAUUUACCUUAUCCCCAACUCCAACAACAGCAACAUUACCUCUCUUCGACGAGUGGAGGUGGACUAAAACCAUCACAGUCCAUGCAGAGUGUAGCGAGCUUCGCGUCGGGUAAAAAAGGAUUUUUCAGUGCUAUAAGUAAGAAAGGAUACAAGAAAGAAUCUUUAUCACUUGGUCCACCAACUGGUCCGAUCAGUAAUAUUAGAGGAGGAGGGUCAUCGGUGAAUAAGAAAGAUAUAAGGGGAUUGCCUAUAUCCGGACCUCGAUCGAAUAGUCCUCAGAAAUUACCAUUGACACCUUCCUCCGAUACUGGACUAACAGCUCCGAGAGUACAAAAUUCAAUUAGUGCGCCUACGGGACCUAGAGGACCUAGAGGAACGUACACACCUCCACCUUCUGGUUCCGGCUCAUCGGGGCUGAUGGAUGCACCGGCAGCUGGAAGGUCAAGUUUGGAUACUGGUUUAGCAAGGAUGAAUUAUGGACAAUCACAAUCAGGAAGGAACAGUUUAGACGGUACUGCUGCUAUAGCUGGAGCUGGGUAUAUACCUCCUCCCAGAUCGAAUCUUGCCGGUGGUAGUAUCGCUGUCAAAGAAGAGGACCUGAGACAGAUGAGUGAUAUUUUACCUCAUGUUGAGAGAAAUGUGUUGAGAGGGUAUCUUGCGAGGUAUGGCGAGAGUAUGACUGCGAUCGGAGCAUAUUUGGAAGAUGACAAGAACGGGACGGUGAUGAGAAUGUGA
Molecule: messenger RNA, 3558 nt
Organism: Kwoniella botswanensis
Lineage: Eukaryota; Fungi; Basidiomycota; Tremellomycetes; Tremellales; Cryptococcaceae
Exons: 5
Coding region: 1-3558 (1185 amino acids)
Source: RefSeq, a predicted model, not a curated record